Molecule: messenger RNA, 8749 nt
Organism: Amyelois transitella
Lineage: Eukaryota; Metazoa; Arthropoda; Insecta; Lepidoptera; Pyralidae
Gene: Piezo
Product: piezo-type mechanosensitive ion channel component
Exons: 54
Coding region: 174-8147 (2657 amino acids)
Source: RefSeq, a predicted model, not a curated record
GUGUGAGAUAGGUCGGUUGUGUUUUUGUUUAUAAAUUAUAAUAACAAUUAUAAAUUAGGUAUAAUAAUGUAACAUAAAUCGAAUGAAAGCACUUGUAAUAUGAUUAUAAGUUUGAAGUGGUAUUGUGCCAAUGAAGAUACAUAACUUAUGAUUUAGGUUAAACAGAUACCAAAAUGACUUCAUAUUAUUGUACCAUGUUAAUGGUCCGCUUCAUGCUGCCAGCAGGCCUUCUACUCAGCAUAGGACUGCGACCAUACGGACUGUCCCUGAUAUACCUGCUGCUGUAUCUGUUAACGCCGCUUAUAAAAGUUUCUCCAAGUUGCAACCAAGGCAAAGGUUUCUGCGGGCGUAUUCUUCUGUUAAACGUGCUGGUUUCUAUCCCGCUGUUGCUAGUCCACGUAGGAUGGCACACGGCGCUUGCAGUGUUCUCUCCCUAUGGGUCCUUGGUGGAAACCUACCCGCUCGUCCAGCGCAUCGGACACAACCUCGGUCUUGUCAGCUACGACGUUAUAGACCCGCUGAUGGCCGUACAUUAUCUUGCACCAGAGUUAAUAAUGACCCUGACUUCUGUGCUGGUGUAUGUAGUGGUGCGAAAACUAACACAGGAAAGCUCAGGGGAGCCGGAGAAGAAAGAGUCGAAGCAUCAGCAAUAUCCUACUCUAACUAGUGCUGGGAAAUACCUGUGUCUCUUCCUAAUAAUGUUCUCCGGUAUAAUGCGUCCCAGUGUCACCUCCGGUAUAUAUUUCCUGGUAUUCAUGGGCGCGGCGACAGCGUGGGCGUUAGGGCAGCCACUAACGCGAGGGUUCGCGGUCGUCGGAAGAUGUUUGAUGGCCAUCAUGGCUGUUCAUGUACUGGUGUUACUGGUCUAUCAGUGCAAUUGGCUUAUAGAGUUUUAUCCGCCGGAUAUGAAUAUGGCUAGAUAUUUUGGAUUAACCCAACUGGUUGUCAUCAACGAUACAGAUCCGCACAAUUUUUCGUACGUAGUGUCAGAAGACCAAAAGUGGGCGACACUUGCAAGCCCCUUCGUGAUAUUGUUCACAUAUUUUGUGCUCGGGAUUGAAACCCGGGAACUCCUCAAACCAAAGCCGAAAAGAAAACUCGCGCUGACGGGUUUAGAGGCGGGCAAGCAGAAUGGGUCUGUGUACCGUGGAGUCUCCCUCCAAGGCAGCACUUACCGUCAGAACCGCGAAAAAUGGAUGAAAGCCACUAAGAAGAUAAGAGUAAGCCGCCACACCAGUCCCGGCAAGCGUUGGUCCAGCGUGAGGAUGUCCCAGCGGCCUCUGCGCCAGGACUCCACCGGCUCCGUGGUCGUCAUGGGCGAAGAAUCUACGAUGGUUGAAAUGGACGAGCCAACUUUACUGGAUGACAUCAUAUCAGCUAUUAUCGACUUUUUUCAAGUUCUAGUCAGAUCGUCGUACAUAGCGACUACGAUCACAAUGAUGGCGUGGAGCAUAAUGUUCCACUCGUGGCUGACCUUCGUCUUCCUCAUGUGGGCCAACAUUGUUUGGUUGCGCCAGAAUCAACGCUCCUUCAUGCUCAAGACCAGUCCCGUACUCGUAUUUUACGCGAUGGCGUUGCUGAUCUUGCAGUACAUUUACGGCAUGGAUCUAACGGAAGCAGAGCUGCCUAGUAAUAUAACGGAGGUGAACCUCCGUCAAAUAGGUGUGGCUCGAGCCGACGGCGAGCCCUGCGUGCCCUUGCUGAUAAAGGCGCUAUUCACGUGCAUGUUCUGGGUGACACUCCGGCAAAGGGUGCAGGAAAUACGUUCAAGGCGGCAAUCAACCGUCAUCUCUGAUAUGGCCGCGCCCUUUCAACUCACCGUGUCUACUGCGGCUAGUGUAGUGGAAGCACAACGCGAAGACGAGCACCACUCCCGUCUUCUACGAGUACUGGGCACGACCUUACGUCGUCUUUGCGCCCGUUACUGGAUCUACGUGGUCGUGAUAAUGCUGUUUGUUAUUGGCAUCACUGGCGAUCGCAUGACGAUUUUCAGAAUAAUCUAUAUGCUACUGUUCUUAGUGUUUAUGCUCAUGUUCCAGAUAAGCUGGUAUUACUGGCGAAAACUGAUGUACCUGUUUUGGAUAAUACUCAUCAUAUAUUCUAUGUUAAAUUUAAUAUUGAUAUACGUUUAUCAAUUCGACAACUUCUCUACAAUCAUAGAGAACUACCUGUUGAUAAACAAGACAUUACAACACGAUUUGGGAUUGGACACAUACGACCCGGCAGAUCUGUUUGUAAAGUUACUGACACCAACUCUAUUUCUCAUCAUCACUAUCAUGCAGGUCCAUUAUUUCCACAAAGAUUUCAUGGUGCUGUCGGGUCCAAGCACAACCAAAGAUGUAGAAUCUAAUCGACAAAGUCCGGGUGCCGGUGGGUCUACUAUAAAAGAUGAUGAUCUUCCACCUCUACCUUUGGAAGAAGAAGGUCGGUUGAAUAGAGAUGCCAGCAUCAGAUGGAGUAAAGAUGCUGAUGUUAGAGUUUUGACUGUGAGCGACGAAGCGCCGCAAGUUAGAAAUAUUGAAGAUCCGAAUGUCACAACACAAAAUGCCAAUACCAGAACACCUCAAGAUGCUAAAGCUAGAAACGUGAACGAUUCUGAUACCAGAAGAUCGGACACAGAAGCAGAUCACUCUUUGGGAAUGUCGUCAAAAAUACAGAAAUCCAUUAUGCGAAACUCGCGCACGUCACGCACUUCACGAACGUCACGCACGUCUCACAUAUCGCAAGGGUCUGGGGACUCCUGGCAAGGAACCGCUUUGUUCAUACAGUGGCUCAAGGAGAAGGGCCGUGGCAUCAGGUCGAAGUUCAACGCGGUGUAUGACAAAAUGCUGCUGUAUUUGCAUUUGCAUUUGAUUAAGAUUAUCUUCAUAGCACUUAUGCUACUCUGUGUUUGUAAUGUAUGCGCAAUGCACGUGCCUAUAAUGAUAAUUAUCUCCCCGGCAUUAUGGCUGGGUGCCAACAAGCAGAGAUUAUGCUUGCUCUUCUUGUCCACUCUAAUCAGCAUAUACCUCAUGGCGCAGAUGGUUUAUCAGAUCAACUAUAUACAACAUUCCUUCUUCGACGUCAACUGUACAUCUACCGACGAGAAUGAUACACUUAUUUCAACGAUGUACAACAACGCCCACUGGGUCGGCUUCCAUAAGACGAGUCGUGCUAAACCACUGGUAGUACUAGUCAAAGGGUACAUCGGAAUAAUAUGCGUGUUCACCUUCUACUCACUGCUCACAUACCGAAAUCAAACUAAGAGUGAAAGUGGAUCGUCAAAAGUACAGGAAAUAAUAUUUCCGGAAAUAACUCGCAAAGAGGCAGAUAAAGACAUGAUGCAUUGUUUUAAAUAUUUUAUCAACUACGGAUUUUAUAAAUUCGGCGUAGAGAUAACUUUAAUGUGCCUCAUCGGCGUAAUCGGAUCUCGUAUGGAUGUGUACGCCGUCUUCUAUUCGUUCUGGCUCCUAGUGCUCGUGUCUAUGAAGAGGUCGCAGCAAGCGCGCAUUUGGCCGGCAUUCUGUUUGUUUGUCGGCGUGUUGGUUCCCGUGCAAUAUGCGUUGUGUGUCGGCUUUUUGCCGCAGUUCUGUCUUGAUUAUCCAUGGAGUGGCAGUGAUUCGCAAAUGAAACAUAUCAGGACAUGGCUUUUCCUUCCGUACCCCAAAGAACCUCCGCACGCACUGAAACUGGUGUUCGACUACUUCCUAUUGCUGUUCGCCACACGACAGCGUCAAGUGUUUAUAACGGAACGGAAAUAUGGCGAGAAUUACGCGGGAGGCUCAAAUAGUGAAGAUAUAGGACAAGACUGGGAGACGGCGCAAUUUGUCAACCCCGUUCCUGACUUCCUCGGAUAUGUGGGGUCUUGGCUGGAUGUAGCCAAACGUAUGGUGUUCUUAGGAAUGCUGUGGGUGACCCUCGCUAUCAUGUUUAUGACGGGAACAAAUAGAGUCAAUUUGUUCUCUAUGGGCUAUCUUAUUGGCUCAUUUAUCUUCCUAUGGCAAGGCACCGACUUCUAUUUGAGGCCGAAGGAAAUCAUUUUAUUAUGGUGGUCUUGGCUCCUCCGCUACAACGUGUCAGUUGUAGUAGUAAAGUCGCUGCUCCAAAUCCCGGGCUGCAUGUUCAGCAGCGUGCUGCAGGAGCACGCGUGCUGGCUGGUGCAGCUUCUCGGCAUCGGCUGCGUGGACAAGUUCGCCGGCGGGAACAUAGCUCACUUCAUCCGCAUGCAGUACUACAAGGACGCAACAUGUUCCGUGCCCCAAGAGGACAUUGGGCUCGCGUGGGACGGCGUGUGUUUCGCGUUCCUCAUAUUGCAGCGGCGGCUGUUCAACAGCUACUACUUCUACAGGGUCAUCGACGAGAGUAAAGCCACCACUGUCUUGGCUUCCAGAGGAGCCGAGUUGAUCGAGGAAUUGAGACAAAAACAGAUGCGUGUACAAGAGGAUCAGGAAGUUAAAAUACUGGAGAAGAUCAAAGUCAAAAUGGAAAGGAUAAAGGCCAAUCAGAAAAAGAUACAGGGUGCUUUAAAUAAGGACCAAAGGCAUCAUGAUGCAGGAAGUGAAUCAAGCCCGGGUAGGCGAGUGUUAACGAAGAGACACGAAGGUACAGACCUACCGCGAUAUAGGCAGCCGACCAGCCAUCAAAAGGCGGUACGAUCCGGGGACUACUACAUGUUCGACGAAUUCGAUGACACUGAAGUUCCUAUGAAGCCAGAUGAAGAGUCGAGCGAAGAUGAAGAUGCGCCAAAACAAAUGGGCAUUGGCAAGCUGCUGUCGACGGUGAUCAAGACGGACAUAAAGCACGCAGUGUCGAUGCGGCGGGCGUCCGCGCCGGCCGUGCGCUCCGCCAGGCAACACUCGCUCACCAGUUACCCGUCCUCUUAUCCGGUCCAAGAGGCUCAAAGUCACCGCGUCCGAACUUUGGAAGACGAAGAGUCUCCCGACGAUGAUGACAAUCUGCCCACGGAGAGGGACCGCGAUGACCAGGGCUCAGACAUCGAGGAGUUUGCAGAGGAACCAGAAUUCGAGACAUGGUUCGACAAGUUGAAGCGAUACGCAAAAAUGGCGUGGAUGAUCAUUUCUAGCUUUUUGAUAUCUGUGACCCGUUACCUGAUGAGGUAUUCUCGGGACUACAGAUACGUAUCCAGGACUCUUUCUCUGGAGAAGAAACUGCUGAAGGAGAAAGAGGGCUUCGGAAUGGGAAUAAGAGAAGGUUCACAAAUGAUAUGGGAACCAUUGCCAGAAACAAUUGCCUAUCAAGCGCACCGUAAGUUAAGCGAUAUAAGCGUUCCCGAGAUUCGAAUCUUGGCGCCGAGCAUGGAACGAGGACUGGACGCCUCGCCGCCGCCACAUCACAGAGACCUUCACGAACUGACGUCCGGCUCCGAAACGACCCGACGCGAUGAAAUGGACGACGAUACAUCGGAACACGAAAGCGCGUUUAGCCUCCAAUCUAGCGGAAGUAAAGACGUGACUACACUGGAAGAACAAGACGAUUCGAUGUUCAAGCAGGGACAAUCUCCAUUCGUAUACCUUAUUUACGCGUUGUGGUAUACCGUACUCGCGCAUACCGACAUCGUGUGUUAUAUGAUGGUUUUUAUUAACCAGAUUCAAUCUGCAACUAUUUUGUCCAUUCCAUUACCACUAAUGGUGUUUAUGUGGGGGACGCUCACUAUACCGCGACCUACAAAGACUUUCUGGGUCACUCUUAUUGCUUACACUGAGGUAAUUGUGCUCAUAAAGAGCAUGUUCCAAUUUGAGAUCCUGCCGUGGAACCAGAAGGUGAUUCCGAACAACAUGCCGUUCACAGCGCCGCGGAUUAUCGGCAUCGAGCGACAGUUCAACUACGCGCUCUAUGAUCUUCUGCUUCUUCUGAUUAUAUUUUUGCACAGGUUCAUGCUGAAAUCGCUUGGUUUAUGGAAAGAGUCUACGCCCGAAAUUGAACUCCGAGGAGACAUGGUAUACAAUCUGACAGAGGAUGACACAAAUAAGGUGGUCCAAGGGCGAGGGUACGAGGUCGGGAGGAAAUACUUACAGCUACAUAACAAGACUGGCCCGACUAAUGCGGAAACAGAAGAGGAUUCCAGGAUACUAAGCGGGUCGGGAGAAGAAUUGUCAGGACAAUUUCCGAUACGACAACGUUCCUUAGAAGAGAAAGAGAGGAGAGAAGAGGAAGAAAAGAGGAGAGAAGAAGAUGCCGGACCUUCAAAACCACCGGAUGACGAUCAUUACAAAGUGAACGAUGACCAAGAACCUAUAAUAUCUGUCACGACUGUUUUAGAAAAUACCUGUGAUCACUACCCUCAAGUAAUAAUGCUAUCCAUCCUGCGGUACAUGCGGCCAACGAAGCUAUUCUUCAAGCGCAUGUUGGCUCGCGGCGCACGCGUCACCGCAGACGUGUACGCGUACAUGUUCCUCUGCGACUUCUUCAACUUUCUAGUUGUCAUUUUCGGGUUUGCGGCCUUUGGGACUCAUCAAGGCGAUGGUGGCGUGCAAGCAUACUUGGAAGAGAACAAAGUGCCCAUUCCAUUCCUAGUGAUGUUGAUAUUACAAUUCGCGUUGAUCGUCAUCGAUAGAGCGCUGUAUUUGCGGAAAUUCAUGUUGGGAAAGAUCCUCUUCCAGUACGCGCUUAUAGUGGGCGUUCAUAUUUGGAUGUUCUUCGUGCUUCCAUUUAUCACCGAAAGGACAUUCAACGCACUAUGGCCGCCGCCGAUUUGGUACAUGAUGAAAUGCAUCUACCUUCUACUGUCGGCGUAUCAGAUCCGCUGCGGAUAUCCGCGCCGCAUCAUCGGCAACUUCCUCUGCAAGUCAUACCGCUUCCUCAACAUGAUCUUCUUCAGAGGUUUCAUGGCGGUGCCGUUUGUGUUCGAGCUUCGUACUCUAAUGGACUGGAUUUGGACAGACACUUCAAUGACUCUAAUGGAUUGGCUCAAGAUGGAGGACAUAUUUGCAAGCGUCUUUCUGCUUAAAUGUUCCCGCUAUGUGGAGGACGAGUUCCCUCAACCGCGUGGAAUAAAGAAGUCGAGCACGACGAAGUAUUUGCUGGGCGGCGGUGUAUUGGCAUUCGUCAUCGCCAUUAUUUGGUUCCCGCUUGUAUUCUUCGCAGUGGGUAAUACGGUCGGUAAACCGAAUCCGCCCACAGAUGUGACUGUCAAGAUCCGCAUCGGCCCGUAUCUCCCUGUAUAUCAAAUGUCUGCGCAAUCUCAUAAUAUCGAUGUGUACACAGAGCAAGAUUACGCGCAACUGAACAACCUUUACGGCCGCGAUCGCACCGCUUUGACUUUCCUCUCCAACUACAUGUACAACGACGUGGCCGUCAUUUCCAUCAACCCCAACUCCACCAUGACCUGGGAUAUAUCGCCGCCAGAGCUGGACCGCCUGGAGAAGGAGGCCAUGUCUAACGAAACCUUGGUGGUGAAGUUUACAUACGUGAUAACUCAUCCCACGAACGCGGUGCCAAACCCGCCCACUAUAGAAGACUUUCGCGAAGUUCCACUGACGGCUUUUGUGGACAACAAGCGAAACCCCGAGAGAGAAAUACUCCUGCAACUGCUCAAGGGCGAAGCACCACCCAAUGCUUGGUUAACAGUGCCACAAUUGUUCCCUAAAUUCGUAAAAGUAUUCAAUAAAGGCACAGCUAAACCAACGUUCCAGCUCAUAGCAUCCGAUACAGAAGAAGAGUCAGAUGCCAGAAUGUACAGGGACGUGAAACUGAGAUUGGAGAGAGACGCCGACAAGAGGAUGAUGUACUGGCGCGUGCACGAAUCUUGCGCGCCCCGGGAGAAGCUGCGGUCGAUCCCCAGGAACAAUUGCGACAUGCUGGUCAUGUUCACAUUCAACGACAAGCUGUUCCCGGAGACGCUCGACUUUAUCUCCGGAAGCGGUAUCAUUGGAUUGUACACAACGUUCGUGUUCUUGGCUUCACGUAUACUGCGAGGUUUCUUCUCUGGAAUCUACACUAAGAUCAUGUUCGACGACUUACCGAACGUCGACAGAGUUCUACAGCUGUGCCUGGAUAUUUACUUGGUACGUGAAGCCCUCGAGUUGGCAUUAGAAGAAGACUUGUUCGCAAAACUGGUGUUCCUCUACCGAUCUCCAGAGACCAUGAUAAAAUGGAGUCGACCGAAAGAAGAGCCAGAAGAACAGCGAGCGCUUCCGCCCUCACAUUGAACCCUUAAUUAAUUUGUAAAGAAGCGGUAACAGUCUCAACAUUGAAAAAUCCGUAAAUAAAACAGCUGUGCUGAAACAAAACGCCAAUAGGUGCAUUUAUUGCAAAAAGACUUGUAAAGGCAAACAGGGCAUUUCAGUUUUUAUUCAUUCAAGAGAUAAAUGUAUUGCACAAUUAUGAAGUAAUUGGCUAGUAGGUCACAGCUAAUUGACUUCGAAUAUAACACGUCAAGCACUAAGUUUAGUUUUUGGAUGUGAUGGUGGCUGAAAAGUGAAACAACUUUGACUCUGCGUUACUUGCUUGUAUUCACUACUUGUUCAGUCUUUGUUCUUUACAAAAUAUAAGUAAAUUCUUAAGUAUAGCUAAUGGCUCGUGCAGUCUUUAUGACCUACUAUAUAAAUGAAAGUCAAUUUAGGAGUAAAUUAUCUUGAUACAGCCUUCAUUUAUGUUUUAGGUGAUAUUUUUAAACGGGCAUUAUUACUUAAUUUUGAGAAUGAAUUAAAACUAGAAAGUUGUAUAGAAAACGGUAAAUAUCUCUAAGAAUAAACGCAAUAUGUCUAUUUUAUCAGAUAUUCAAUAAAAUUUAAACUAUACUUAUUUAAUG